Messenger RNA from Vidua macroura (Pin-tailed whydah), 3458 nucleotides. RefSeq names its product ubiquitin carboxyl-terminal hydrolase 12-like. Gene Ontology annotation, biological process: protein deubiquitination. The transcript is spliced from 9 exons. Bases 119 to 1228 code for a protein of 369 amino acids. The record is from RefSeq and is a predicted model, not a curated record. NCBI's taxonomy places the organism in Eukaryota, Metazoa, Chordata, Aves, Passeriformes, Viduidae. Gene Ontology annotation, molecular function: cysteine-type deubiquitinase activity; cysteine-type endopeptidase activity. Gene Ontology annotation, cellular component: cytosol; nucleus.
GGAACGGUGGUUGCGCGGCGCGGGCGGCGCCGUUUCGGCGGCGCACGGGCCGGGCCGGUUAGCGGGUGCGCAGCUGGCGCUGUCAGUCGCAGCCCAAGAUGGCGGCGGCCGGGGGCGGAUGGAGGCGCUGGUGACGGUGCGGAGACUCGCCGCCGUCUGUACCAUGGGCGCCAAUGCCUCUGCUUUGGAGAAAGAGAUUGGUCCUGAGCAGUUCCCUGUGAAUGAGCAUUACUUUGGCUUGGUCAAUUUCGGCAAUACCUGCUACUGCAACUCAGUCUUACAGGCACUUUAUUUUUGUCGGCCAUUUCGGGAAAAAGUUUUGGCAUACAAGGUGCAGCCUCGAAAGAAGGAAAGCCUCCUGACCUGCCUCUCUGAUCUCUUCAACAGUAUUGCCACACAAAAGAAGAAGGUGGGAGUCAUCCCACCCAAGAAAUUUAUUUCCCGCUUAAGGAAGGAAAAUGAGUUAUUUGAUAAUUACAUGCAGCAGGAUGCACAUGAAUUCCUAAACUACCUACUGAACACUAUUGCUGACUUACUGCAAGAGGAGAAAAAGCAGGAGAAGCAGAAUGGGAAGCUCCAGAAUGGCAGCAUUGAGAGUGAAGAAGGAGACAAGCCUGAUCUGACGUGGGUCCAUGAAAUCUUCCAAGGAACACUAACCAAUGAAACCAGAUGUCUUAACUGUGAGGCUGUUAGUAGCAAAGAUGAGGACUUUCUGGACCUCUCGGUUGAUGUGGAACAAAAUACAUCAAUUACACAUUGUCUAAGGGGAUUUAGUAACACUGAAACUCUAUGCAGUGAAUACAAAUACUAUUGUGAGCAGUGCCGCAGCAAACAGGAGGCACAGAAGAGAAUGAGGGUGAAGAAGCUGCCCAUGAUCCUGGCUCUGCACUUGAAGAGGUUCAAGUACAUGGACCAGCUGCACCGCUACACCAAGCUGUCCUACAGGGUGGUGUUCCCCCUGGAGCUGCGGCUCUUCAACACCUCGGGGGAUGCCACCAACCCCGACAGGAUGUACGACCUGGUGGCCGUGGUGGUUCACUGUGGCAGUGGCCCAAACCGUGGGCAUUACAUCACCAUCGUGAAGAGCCACGGCUUCUGGCUGCUGUUUGAUGAUGACAUUGUAGAGAAAAUUGACGCCCAGGCCAUUGAAGAAUUCUAUGGGUUAACAUCAGACAUUUCCAAAAACUCUGAAUCUGGAUAUAUCCUCUUCUACCAGUCCAGGGACUGAGACAAGAGACACAAAGGAUGGACACAAGGAAAAAGGGAUCAAGCUUUGUCCGAGUGGAACACGUUUGUGCCAGCAGAGCAGUUCCUCGGUGAUGCUGUAGGACCAGGACAGACGCAGGGGGAGGAGAGAGCUCCCUCCUGCCCUUUUUGGAGGAUUAGUGCUGAACUGCCCUAACAAGAAGAGCUUUUGUUCCAGUUUUCUUUCUGGGCUUUUUUUUUUUUUAUGUGCUAUCUUCCAAAAUCUGUGUUACCUCUACUUGAAACCUGGCUGCUUAUUUUUUCAUGAACUCAAGAAGAGAUUUCAAAGUAGCAUUGUAGGAUUUUUACCAUUUAAAGUUGGCCUGAGGCUAUACCUUGGUUUCUGCCAUCGUUUUUCUGUAUUUUAGCAGAAUGAUUUCAAUAUUCAGUGUCAGCUGAAGGCAUAUUUUAGGAUAUGAGCAGCAGCUGGUUGCUGGAUAUUUUUGGUGACUCAGACUUGAGAAGCAGUACAAAGCUAAGACGUAUUGGAAAUGUCAAGUCUGUAAUUUUUAUAAAGAAAAAGCAGACAAACCCUUCUCUCUGCAGCAUUGUAAACCUCCCCAUUCUGCAUUCUCUUGGGUUUAGAGAACACUAACAGCACUGCUUCUUUUUGUACUCUUACUUGUGCUGUUCUGUUUCUCCUGCAGAAGGCAGAGAACUGUCUCUACAUCCAGCCUCUCCUGCUGUGCAUUUUCCUUUGGAAGCAGCAGUUUUGCCUUCAGGCCCCGUUGCUGCAGGUUCCAGGGGAGCAGAGCAGCCCUGACCUGUCAAAAACCAUCUCUGCUGUAGAAAAGUUGGGAAUUCCAGCCUUUCUUGGAGCUGUUGCAUAAACCAAAAGUGCCCUCAUUCUGAAGCAGGAUCUGUUCCACAUUUCACUCAAUUCUGAGCAAACUGAUGCAAGUUGCAUUUUGAAUCUAUGCUAAUCCACAGAAACAGCACUAAUUGGGAAGGGCUGGCCAAGGGAAGGGGUAUUUAGGGAACUAAUCCAGGAGUUCUGAGUCUUCAGGGUAAUGAACAGGUGAGAAGAAAAACCAACCAACCAACCCAGCAGAUGUUGCCUGCUCAGUGUUCAGUCGUUGCUGACGUUUGUCUCCAUCUGGGAAUCAUAACCCCCCAUAAAAUGCUUCUGAUUGUUUUACCUCUCUAGGCCUUGCUUCCCAGGGGAAAUGGUUGGUCUGUUGAAGGCUGAAAUGAAGCAAUUAUCUGUUAUGUGUAUAUAUUCUAAUCUCAAGGAUUACUAGGAAGAAAAGACUAAGGAAGUUGGUGAGAAAUCUCAGAAAAUCUUGUGCAAGUUUCUUUUGGAGAAGUCCUCUUGCUGUGCCAAAGCCUGUCACAGCUGGCUCCAGCCUCCCAGUGGGAAUGAGUGUUCUGCUGGGUCCCUGAGCUGUGUGUCCUCAGUGUGGCUGUCACAGCCCCUCAUUUGUCCCCGGUGCUUGUUGUUCUUGAGGAUCUUUAACUUAUGCAAUUCUGUGGCUUGUGCAGGAUAUUCAAUAUUUUACCAAAACACUGUCCUCAGGAAAGCAGCAUCUCACAGUUCCUCGUGCUGCCCGUGUCUGUUCCUUCCUCUCAUGACCACAAAGGUGAUGUUUAGCAAUUAACUCCUGCCUUCAAAAUGCAAAUGAACCAUUGCCAUUUUAUUCCAGCUGGGUACAGCUUCCAUUCUCCUGGCACAUCUCUUCCAGAAGAUAAAAUACGGACAUUGGGUUUUUUAAUUCUUUUUUAUUAUACAGAGUACUCUCAUUUUAAGAGACACAUUCAACAGCAGCAAAAGUGCUUGUCAUCUUGUUCCUGUUGUGUGACAAUUGUUCCUGGCUAAGAGUCUUCUCCCCUUCUCCACACACAAGCUGUGAGUCCUCUCUUGGUGAUGCCAUCAGAAGACUCUCAUGAGUCUUCUCUGAGUCUUGCAAAAAAUGGAAAAAAAAAAAAAAAGAGAGCACUGAGUUAAAAAUAAUCUAAACAGUAAAUACAAAAAGUAAUGUAGUACACUUAGACAUGUAUUUUGUAUAUCUGGUGAUACCUUUUUACAAAUAAAAUACCUGACUGAGAGAUAAUAUUGAAAGAUAUAUACUAUAGAUUAAAAACUGUUCAAAGUGCACUUUUGCUACAGAUUUAUAAGGAGACUAAAAGGAAUUAAAUGGGAAGAGAAUGGUGUGAUGUUACUUCUGUAUAAUAAAUGACCCCACCUGUCUCCAAUAAAGGUCAUUAUGAUCAAA